Molecule: messenger RNA, 3558 nt
Organism: Centrocercus urophasianus (Greater sage-grouse)
Lineage: Eukaryota; Metazoa; Chordata; Aves; Galliformes; Phasianidae
Gene: EXOC6
Product: exocyst complex component 6
Exons: 24
Coding region: 78-2555 (825 amino acids)
Biological process (GO): Golgi to plasma membrane transport; intracellular protein transport; exocytosis
Cellular component (GO): exocyst; membrane
Source: RefSeq, a predicted model, not a curated record
GCAGAGUCGCUUAGUCAACGAUAAUGGUCAGAAUAAAAGUCCUCUCCUAAAAUUAGAGCAGUUUUUAUGGCCUUCCUAUGGCUAGGAAGAGCAGGCCAAAUAUGUCUGAAAUGUAUCUAGAAGAAAACAAAGAUCAGAUAUAUGAAAAUGCCCUUGCUGAGAUCGAGUCCUUUGAGCUGCCUCUUGGAACCACCCUAAGGUCUGUAUAUGAUGACCAACCAAAUGCACAUCAGAGGUUUAUGGAAAAACUAGAUGCCUGCAUACGUAACCAUGACAGGGAGAUAGAGAAGAUGUGCAAUUUUCACCAUCAGGGCUUUGUGGAUGCUAUCACAGAACUUCUUAAAGUUAGAGCUGAUGCAGAAAAAUUAAAGGUCCAAGUUACUGAUACCAACCGAAGGCUUCAGGAUGCUGGGAAAGAGGUGAUAGCCCAAACAGAGGAAAUCAUCCGAUGUAGAGUUCAGCAAAGGAAUAUUACAACAGUUGUGGAAAAACUACAGUUGUGUCUUCCAGUGCUGGAAAUGUACAGCAAACUAAAAGAACAGAUGAAAGUGAAAAGAUAUUACUCUGCUUUGAAGACAAUGGAACAACUAGAAAAUCUGUAUCUUCCCAGAGUUAGCCAAUAUCGAUUUUGCCAAAUAAUGAUAGAAAAUCUUCCAAAACUACGUGAAGAAAUAAAAGAAAUUUCUAUGUCAGAUCUGAAGGAUUUCUUAGAGAGUAUUAGAAAGCAUUCUGACAGAAUUGGGGAAACUGCAAUGAAGCAGGCACAACAGCAGAAAACCUUUAGUACCACUCUUCAGAAGCAUAAUAAUGUAAACUACAGUCGGAAUAUGCAUUUGGGUAGAAGCAGAAUUUUGGACUCUAAGAAUGAAAUGACAUUGAAGCGAACACUUGAAGAAGAUGAUGAUCAUGAUGAAGAGGUUUUAACUGCUCAAGAUCUUGUGGAUUUUUCUCCAGUCUAUAGAUGUUUGCACAUUUACUCAGUUUUGGGUGAUGGAGAAAUAUUUGAAAAUUACUACAGAAAGCAAAGAAGGAAACAAGCGAGACUAGUUCUGCAGCCACAAUCAAGCAUGCAUGAAACAGUAGAAGGCUAUAGAAGAUACUUCAGUCAAAUUGUAGGUUUCUUUGUAGUAGAAGACCAUAUUUUACAUGUAACCCAAGGACUGGUAACUAGAACUUAUACUGAUGAACUCUGGAACAUGGCCCUUUCAAAGAUCAUUGCUGUUCUGAGAACACACUCGUCAUAUUGCAAUGAUCCUGACCUUGUUCUGGAACUGAAGAAUCUCAUUGUGGUAUUUGCUGAUACUUUACAGGGUUAUGGUUUUCCUGUGAAUCGACUCUUUGAUCUUUUAUUUGAGAUAAGAGACCAGUAUAAUGAAACACUUCUUAAAAAGUGGUCUGGAUUGUUCAGGGAUAUUUUUGAAGCAGAUAACUACAGCCCUAUUCCUGUAGCAAAUGAAGAGGAAUACAAAAUAGUUAUAAGCAAAUUUCCUUUUCAAGAUUCAGAACUUGAUAAGCAAUCCUUUCCAAAGAAGCUCCCAAUGUCUCAGUCAGUGCCUCAGAUAUAUAUCCAGGUUAAGGAAUUCAUUUAUGCAAGCCUUAAGUUUUCAGAAUCACUUCAUCGCAGCUCAACAGAAAUAGAUGACAUGCUUAGAAAAUCGACAAAUUUGCUGCUAACAAGAACUCUCAGUAGUUGUUUACAGAACCUAAUUAAGAAACCUCAUAUAGGCUUAACAGAGCUUGUUCAAAUCAUCAUAAACACAACACACCUGGAAUUAGCCUGUAAAUACCUUGAGGAUUUUAUCUCUAACAUCACAAACAUUUCGCAAGUGACUGUUCACACUGCGAGGCUGUAUGGACUUUCUACAUUUAAGGAUGCAAGGCAUGCUGCAGAAGGAGAAAUAUAUACAAAACUAAACCAAAAAAUAGAUGAAUUUAUUCAGAUCGCUGACUAUGACUGGACAAUGUCUGAAUCAGAUGGAAGAGCCAGUGGGUACUUAAUGGACCUCAUUAACUUCUUGAGAAGCACAUUUCAAGUUUUUACUCAUUUACCUAAUAACAACAAUGACCAUGCAGCUAUGUCGGGAAAAGUGGCCCAGACAGCUUGCAUGUCAGCCUGCCAGCAUCUUUCAACAUCUCUAAUGCAGAUGCUACUGGACACUGAAUUAAAACAAAUAAGCAUGGGAGCAAUUCAGCAGUUUAAUUUAGAUGUGAUACAGUGUGAAUUGUUUGCUAGUUCUGAGCCUGUGCCAGGAUUCCAGGGAGACACCCUGCAGUUAGCUUUCAUCGACCUCAGACAACUCUUGGACCUCUUCAUGGUGUGGGACUGGUCCACCUACCUGGCCGACUACGGGCAGGCCACCUCCAAGUACCUGCGGGUCAACCCCAGCACGGCCCUCACGCUCCUGGAGAAAGUGCACAGAGGAAUGAGAGACUCUAGCAAAAAGAACAACAUUUUUGCUCAGUUCAGGAAGAACGAUCGUGACAAGCAGAAGCUGAUUGAGACUGUGGUGAAGCAGCUCAGGAGCCUGGUGAAUGGCAUGUCCCAGCACACAUAGGCCUGCUGCUGCAGAGCUGAUCCUUACCACACCAAGAGGUAUUUCAGAGCCACCCGUUCUGCCCAGCAGUGCUCUCAGUUGGGACAUUUGUUUGACUGGUAAAGGAAAAGCGCAGCCCACGGCAGAGAUGUGGGGCCCUCAGCAAAUGUUCUUUGUACGAAUUUUUAACGGAUCGAAAACUAUUUUGUAUAUUGUAAACAAAUGGUGAAAAAUGAGACUGUACAAUAAAACCAGCUCUAUCACAUUGAACAUGGGGCAGCUGAACUGUAAAUACAUUAUUUAUAAGUGUCUGCAGACAAGAUGUUUGCAGUGUUGCUCUGGGCAGGAAUUAUCUGAGAAGUGAUCCCGUAUGGCUGGUUUCAGGAUGAAUCCUAAUUUAAUGUGUUGGUUUUUUUGUUCUUCUUUCUUUUUUCUUUUCUUUGUUUUUUGUUUGUUUUUAAGUGCUGAGAUCCCCACAUCCAGGUACUGCCUGUCACUUUCCUGCAUUAAAUGUAUAGUAGCCUUAAGGUGAUUGGACAUCAUUUUAUCUACCGAAUUGUGUAGUCUGGAGGUAUGAGAAAAUCUUCUGAUUUUUGGUACCUUUAAGAACUCCCCAAGUGCUAGGCUUGGUAUUUAUUUAGUGUUAGGACUUCUAGGCUUUGUUCUCUGAAAGAGUUUAAUCUUGAGUUUCUGAUUGUAAAUAACCAUUUGAGUUCUUUAUAAUGUGACUUUCUGGGUUCUGUUCCUCAGGGUGACCAUUUCUAACCAUACUUUUUAAGAUCCUGGGCUCUCCCCAGGGCGUGGGUAGGGAAUAGAUUUGCCACUGUUGGUUCUGUGCUGCCUCUGUUGGUCCCAACGCCCCAUCCCAGCAUGGAGUGCCCCAGGCCAGGCGCCGUGCAGUCACCUCCUGGCAAUUUUAGACAUGAGGAAAAUGUCUAACAGAUACAAACCAAAUGUAAAAAUAAUGUACAUUUCGCUGUAUUUUUAAGUUAUUGACCGUCUAAAUACAGUAAUAUAAACCUUA